Messenger RNA from Candidula unifasciata, 1242 nucleotides. The record is from the annotation of a GenBank genome assembly. NCBI's taxonomy places the organism in Eukaryota, Metazoa, Mollusca, Gastropoda, Stylommatophora, Geomitridae.
AUGGCGGCCAAACUGGAAGAAGAGGUGGAACUGUGUUUGAUUAUGUUGGGAAAAACGGGGGCGGGAAAGAGCGCCACAGGAAAUACUAUUCUGGAUCAACGCUUGUUCAAUGAAUCAAGUAAUGCGUCUUCAGAAACGAAGGUUGUGUCUAGCAAGUUUACGCGUUUUGACAACUUUAUUGUCAAAGUAGUGGACUGUCCUGGUUUAAUGGACACAGAUCUGAAAAGCGGGGAAGACAAGGAGAAGGCUGUGGAAAAUAUGGGCAAGGCUAUUGGAAUGUGUAAUGGGGGCGUCGAUGCAUUUAUUGUUGUCACAAAACGUGAUCAGUUUACAGCUGAAAAUCAGAAAUCUUUAGAUGCUCUGAAGUCAAUUUUUGGAGACAAGUAUUGUGAUAAUCUUAUCGUUGUUGUCGUUGGUGGAGAUACAUUCCAAGGAGACAUGGAGUAUGAAGGAUGCGGUGGGAAAGAUUUUCAUACAUGGUGCAGGGAACAGACAGGGCCUUUCCGGAAGUUAUAUGACGACUUCAAUGACAGAUUUUUGCUGAUCAACAACAGAGAAAAGGAUCCUGAUAAAAAACUUAAACAGAGAAGAGAAAUAAUCCACAUGGCAAACAGUUUGAAAAAACUUAACGGCAAAUAUACCAGUACUUAUUUUAAAAAAGCAAAGGCUUUACAAGAUAAGUUAAUCGUUGAAGAAAACUUGCCUUUUUUGAAUGAAACAAUCCAGGAACGUCUCGGCCUUCUAACGAAAGAUUUACUUAAUCUGAAGAAAUCAAUGUCCGGCAGUGAUCGGGACAAAUUUCUACAGAAAGUUGAUGAUCUGAAGAAAGAAAUAAGAGAAAAAGAUAGAGGAACUGGUUUGCUCAACAAGUUGAUGGAGAAAGUUAAAUCAGUUGAAUCUGCUCUAGAUGAUGUCGAAAAAACCCACACUCUGGCCAGGAAAAUAGAACAGUUAAGGAAGGGAGAAGCUGGUUGGUCCAAUGUUUUUAAACGUUCCACUGGACUAGCAGUUGUUUCUGGGAUUACAGCUGGUGCUGCUAUUACUGGUUUGGCAGUAGCGGCCUCUCCUCUCGUUCUUGGCGCAGCAGCUGCUGGGUAUUUGAUUUCAGUACCUACCUAUGCCUUUAACACAUGUGAAGCUAUGUUUUCUUAUAAGAAGAAACAAGCUAUUUCCGAGGAAAAGAAACAGAUACAAGCUGUAAAAGAAGCUAUAGAAUCAAAAGUGAAAAAACAGACUGGUUAG